Plenodomus lingam JN3 is the source of this 663-nucleotide messenger RNA. RefSeq lists its product as uncharacterized. The record is from RefSeq and is a predicted model, not a curated record. NCBI's taxonomy places the organism in Eukaryota, Fungi, Ascomycota, Dothideomycetes, Pleosporales, Leptosphaeriaceae.
AUGUCGUCUAUCAAACCCAUCAAAAUCUACGGUCAACAUGGCCCCAACCCCCCCAAAAUCGCCAUGCUAGCCAAAGAACUCAACCUCCCCCAUGAAAUCGAACCCAUCAGCUUCCCCGACCUCAAGAAGCCCGAGUUCCUCGCCAUCAACCCAAACGGGCGCAUGCCGGCCAUCUACGACCCCAACACCGACCUGACGCUCUGGGAAUCCGGUGCGAUUAUCGAGUACCUGGUUGACCGGUACGAUGAGCAGCGUAAGCUGAGUUUUGAACCUGGGAGUAAGGAGACGUGGUUGGCGAGGCAGUGGUUGUAUUUUCAGGUCAGCGGCCAAGGCCCCUACUUCGGCCAAGCCGUCUGGUUCACAAAAUACCACUCGGAGCAACUCCCCAGCGCCCAAAACCGGUACUACCAAGAAAUCAAGCGCGUCACCAGCGUGCUCGAAUCCCACCUCAAGCAGCAGCCCAAAGGCAGCGACGGGCCCUGGCUAGUCGGCGGCAAGUUUUCGUAUGCGGAUUUGGCGUUUGUGCCGUGGCAGCUUGGGGCUAUGAAGAUGUUGGCGGAUAAGGUUGAUUUGAGCGAGUUUACGGAGGUCAAGGGAUGGAUUGAGAGGAUGAUGAAGAAGGAGACGAUUUCGGGGACUAUGGCGGCUGCGGUGCCGACGUAG